Messenger RNA from Acanthoscelides obtectus, 1663 nucleotides. The record is from the annotation of a GenBank genome assembly. Lineage: Eukaryota; Metazoa; Arthropoda; Insecta; Coleoptera; Chrysomelidae.
AAACCAACGCGUUCAAGCGAUUCGUGUAACUGACGUCAUCAACCCGUGUGUCAUCUUGAACCAUAUUAUAACCGCGGCACAUAACACAGAAAUUUUGGUUAUUCGCUUGGAUUUGAUUAAUGUGUUUUACAUUGAAAAAUAUAUCACAAAGGUUAUUAUUAUAUGAAGAUUAUGAACGAUAAUUUCUCGUUUGGGAAUUACAUCAAUAAUUAAAAAUUUAAUGUGUACUUGUGUAGGUUAAUUUAUUUUAAAUGUUUGCCGCGAGAUGUCACCGAAUGACUGAAUGCUGAAGUUAUCAUAUGACUGUCAACGUGGAUGUGUUGAUGUGACAGGUAGGGUAAGUGAUAAGUGUUUUUUUCGCCUUUUCACACCACAUAAUUCAAAGUCUGAUCUUGGAACUCCAAAUAGUACAAAUUUCGAUUCCGUAGUUUUCAAAAUAGCUGUUUGGAAUAUUUUGAGGAACUCGGUAUCGACUCGAUUUUGAGCAUUUUUUAUAGACGUGUACAUAUUUGAUACAUAUUAGUCAUGGGGGCAGCAAAGGCCAUAUGUAAAUUCUUUUUCAGAAGAUUUUUAGAAGUAACAAUUGUCUGCUUAUUGCUAUUAUUCAUGCCAAAUGUACCACCUUACACCAAAAUUGAAGAGCCCUACACUGUAGCACCAACCAGACCAUUGGAAGGUAAACUAGUGCUCAAAGAAAGUCUGUCAGAUGUAGAAAUUUGGCAUAAAGGUGAUCUGAUUGGCCCAGAAGGCUUUGCUGAAUAUAAUGGUGAACUUUACUCUUCACUAGCAACUGGAGAAGUUGUAAAACUUACUGGAGAACAUAUCACUCCAGUAGUAAAAUUUGGCAAACCUUGCAAGGGUGCAUAUGAGGAAAGGAUUUGUGGAAGACCUCUUGGUAUGCAGUUUGAUAAAAAUGGGUUGCUGAUUGUGGCAGAUGCAUACUAUGGUCUAUUCAGGGUAAAUGUUAAAACAGGAGACAAAGAGCUUUUGGUGUCUCCUGAUCAAGAAAUUGAGGGCAAGAAAGUAAAAGUUUUCAAUAGUGUUGCUUUAGCCAGCAAUGGUGACAUUUACUGGUCAGCAUCUUCAACAGAAUUUACAAUAGAAAAUGGCGUCCUUGAUCUUUUGGCUGAUCCUUCAGGCAGGUUAUUACACUAUGAUGUCAAAACAAAGAAAAACAAAGUGCUGAUCGACAAAAUUCACUUUGCUAAUGGUGUACAGCUUUCAGAUGACGAGGAAUUUGUAAUUAUUUCAGAAACUCCUAGAAACCGUAUUCAUCGUUACUACCUUAAGGGUUCCAAAAAAGGUGUCCAUGACAUUUUCAUUGAUGGGCUACCUGGUAUGCCUGACAACCUGAAAUCUGACGGAAAAGGAGGGUUCUUUGUACCACUCAUCGUGGCUGUAGAUUCUGAAAAUAAAGCUUUGCCACAGAUUAUUGGCCCUUAUCCUGCAAUAAGAAAAAUAGCAGCUCGGUUUUUGGGAGUGAUACAGCUUAUAUUCAAGACUGUGGACAAACACUAUCCCAACGAAUUUUCUCAGAAAGCUAUCCAUUAUAAGGAAAAAUGGGCAGCUAUGGUUCCAGCUUUUUUGCCUGCUUAUUGGAGGUGACCGCUUAAAAGAAAACUAACAAAUAUAGGAAUUGCACAGUUUUUUAUUUAUAAGUGAC